UAAGGGUGGGGCGAGAACGUUCUGGCGCCGCGACGCCGGGCGGAGAUUCGGUGACUUGGGGCUUCGGGUUGAGCUCUACCUGGCUGCAGGAAUGGCGGGGAGGGGGAAGCUAAUCGCGGUGAUCGGAGACGAGGACACGGUAACUGGUUUCCUACUGGGCGGCAUAGGGGAACUUAACAAGAACCGUCAUCCUAAUUUCCUGGUGGUGGAGAAGGAUACAACUAUAAAUGAGAUCGAAGACACUUUCCGGCAGUUUCUAAACCGAGAUGACGUUGGCAUCAUCCUCAUCAACCAGUACAUCGCAGAGAUGGUUCGGCAUGCCCUGGAUGCCCACCAGCGCUCCAUUCCGGCAGUCCUGGAGAUCCCAUCCAAGGAGCACCCGUAUGAUGCCGCCAAGGACUCCAUCCUGCGCAGAGCCAGGGGCAUGUUCACUGCCGAAGACCUGCGCUAGGGGACUCCCACAGCUUUCAGCCUCUCCUUCAUUUCCAGGUCUCUCCUAGACUUGGAUCAGUCCUUCAAGUUUUAAGCCUCUAAUUUCCAAUUCCCUGCCCCUUUUCACCCUAUUGAGAGGCUAGGAGAGGUACUUCUAGGUUGCUGGGACUCUGCCAUUAAAUCAAGGCUGGUUGGGGAACAGGAAGCCUGACCAUCUUCUCUCUCCACUACCUCUUCCCUGUGCUGUUACACAGUGUCAUUGUCAAUGUUAAAUUAAAGUAAUAUUCUUCCCUCCAAA
Molecule: messenger RNA, 730 nt
Organism: Otolemur garnettii (small-eared galago)
Lineage: Eukaryota; Metazoa; Chordata; Mammalia; Primates; Galagidae
Gene: ATP6V1F
Product: ATPase H+ transporting V1 subunit F
Exons: 2
Coding region: 92-451 (119 amino acids)
Biological process (GO): proton transmembrane transport
Cellular component (GO): membrane; proton-transporting V-type ATPase, V1 domain
Molecular function (GO): proton-transporting ATPase activity, rotational mechanism
Source: RefSeq, a predicted model, not a curated record